Alternaria rosae is the source of this 2628-nucleotide messenger RNA. RefSeq names its product WD40-repeat-containing domain protein. Lineage: Eukaryota; Fungi; Ascomycota; Dothideomycetes; Pleosporales; Pleosporaceae. The record is from RefSeq and is a predicted model, not a curated record. Gene Ontology annotation, molecular function: protein binding. The transcript is spliced from 2 exons. Bases 476 to 2386 code for a protein of 636 amino acids.
CGGCAUUGGAGCUUCAGAAGCCGUCCUGACGCGCAUAGCCAUAUUCAUGACCGUCACCCUGCCCUGCCCUGCCCUGCCCUGCAGCCCAACCCAAUUCUCCCGCAGCCAAUACCCGACUGUGACUUCGCAGAAGCAACCCCACAAUUAGCCUGGACGUACCUCUGUCGCAUGCAGCGCCUGUAUAGCCAGGUCGAGCGUCGAACGCGACCCAGUCAGCCUGCGAAGCGAAGAGCCUAGCCAGUCAGCCCCUAGGCCCUGGGACUUAACUGCUGCAUUCUGCCUGUCUCGCUGCGCCGAGCCUAUGCUUCGGCCUAGUCGCCUCCCCCACGCCAGACAAGCCUAUACCUUGCGCCCCAACGCCUCUCUACAUCUACACCAGCCGACCAUCUCGUCGCAUACGCAACUACCCCAAGAAACUGCCUCGGCGGCCCCGCUGCACUGGCUAUCAGGCGGAUAGCGGGCGUCGAUAGCCAGCAUGCACGACUGGACCGCGCCACACUCCACCACACAUCCCACAACGCCGCCGCACGCCAACCCAGCCCAUGGAGACUGGCCGCACUCACCCAACGCACUGGCUGCUGCUGUGACGCUAGCGACUCUCUCCGACAACAGACCACCCGGUGACGACGAGGACGACAUCGACGACGAUGACGAUGGUGGGGGGAUAUCGCUAGAGGACUACCAGCAUUACAUGGAAGCCAUGCCCGAAUCGCAUCAAGCAGGAGCAAACAGCGACGAUGAGGACCCCUCGCUGGAUGAGGGAGGAACAAUAGAAGACAUGUUUGGCUUCGGGCCAGUCCAUCCAUCCUAUGUCACAUACACCGCUCUCGACAUGUUCCCGGGAUCCAGCAUACCUCAGCACCAUACGUCCACUACACACUUCAUUGCGCCGGUCACCAUAGUAGGCAACCUGCCAUACGGUACUGACCUGUUACUUGAGCCACCGCCAACACUCAACGAACCGCAUCUGAGUAUACAGGACCGGGCGGCCUUUUGUCCCAUCACGUCUUACUUCCACCGCUUUUACGGGCAGUGGAAGCCUGGUGUUGUGCCUGGUUUGGAUCUCGUUCAGGUGCCGGAAUUCAUUACCCGAGAGGAUCUCAAGGGUGAUGAGUAUGAUUACCAGGGUAUUGAUUGGACCGCCCGGAAGACUACUAGGGCUGCGGUACGGAGAGCAAGGUCGCAACAUGAGCGCCAGAGGGUGCCUCAUAGUGUGAAGCAGGUUCGCAAGCACGUUCGUUCAACACCCAACACAGAAAGCUUCUUCCAAUUCCGAAGGAUCAACACCAGCCCCCGUGCUUUCGUUCCUCACUUCCAGCUGCGAAAUGUUCUGACAGCCACGUCCCGCAAUGACGUCUAUUACGCAAAAGGUCAUCAAGUACUUCACACAGACGCUGAAGGUACAUCCGAAGAUGCCGUCGUAGACCUCAGCAAGCACCUGGCUCUCGAUGCAUCGAUCACCACUAUCGCUUCCCAAGGCGACGUACUCAUCGCUGGUGCUUUCGAGGGCGAGUACGCCAUCACCGACCUCUCCUCCACGCACGGCUCGCCCUGUACAUUCGGCCGCACCACCGACUUUGCGACUGACACAAAGUCGCGCAUAGUAAACCACAUGCACCUCUUCCCCUCACGGCGAACCUACACCCCCCAAGCCGUCCUCUGUUCCAAUGACCACCGGCUCCGCGUGCUCGACUGCGGUACUAACAGCUUCAUCCACUCGUUCCUCUACCCCGCAGCCGUCAAUUGUUCAGCCACCAGUCCAAACGGGCGCAUGCGCGUAGUCGUCGGCGACUUCCAAGAAACACUCAUCACAAACGCCGAAACAGGUCAACCCUUCGAAACACUCAACUCGCACACCGACGACGCCUUCGCCUGUGCUUGGGCAGACGACGGCAUCCACGUCGCCACCGCCGCCCAGGACUCCACCAUCGUCGUCUGGGACGCGCGGUACUGGGAAAAGCCUCUCGCAGUUAUGAAGAGCGAACUCAGCGUCCCUAGAUCUUUACACUUCUCCCCCAUCGGCUCUGGCCCCCGUGUCCUCGUUGCCACCGAAGCAGACGACUUCAUCAACAUCAUCAACGCACAGACGUGGGAAUCGAAACAGACUUUUGAUUUCUUUGGCCCAGCAGGUGGUGUGUCGUUCACGCCUGAUGGCCAGUCUCUCUUCGUUGCGAAUGGAGAAAGAAGGUUCGGCGGUAUCAUCGAACUUGAACGCACGGGCUGGGCGGAUAAGACGGGGAGGAGGGGUAGUUUUGACGACGAGACGCGCGAUGAGAUUGUUGUGGAUUGGGCGGGUGAAGAGGCGCUGGACAACGAUGGGAGGGUUCUAGCAGGGGAUGUGGCUAGAAGGAGAAGGCAUGUGGACUUGAGUGAUGUUAUCGUAUAAUGUCGCUUUGUAGAUGUGAACCAGCUAUUUGGUAUCUUCGGCGGGAAAGAAUUUUUUGGCGUUUUUCUUUAUGCAAAGAUGGAUGGGCUGGGAAGAUACCACGGGAUUGGGCGGUCAUGGAUUGGUAUUUAAGCUAGCAUCGUAAUCAUCACCAGCAUCUUACACUCGUGUUGGCCAUCUGUAGUAGUUUAACUUUCUCCAUGAGAACAUGACGACGGACUUGUGAGUUCGAGAACUGCACA